Molecule: messenger RNA, 348 nt
Organism: Aspergillus tanneri
Lineage: Eukaryota; Fungi; Ascomycota; Eurotiomycetes; Eurotiales; Aspergillaceae
Exons: 1
Coding region: 1-348 (115 amino acids)
Source: RefSeq, a predicted model, not a curated record
AUGGUUAAGAACGCCGUUGUGGCUGUGGACGUCAACCUCGUCAAGCAGAUUCAUCCCGAGGUCGAUCCGGUCACAGUUACCAGACGGUUACCGGUGGGACAAAUAGAUCCCAUGGGUGAACUCCAACAGUAUUACCCUUACCUCACGAGGAGCGUUGUCCAGAACAUCGCCGUGUUAAGUAGUGGACUCGCCUACGGGAACGAACCAUCGACAUGGUGGUGGUUGGCUACGUUCCUGCUGUAUACGUUCCAGCGGGAGGAUAUACUGCUAAUAGGCAAAGAACUUACAGGGAGGUAUAAGAGCAUCGUGCGGCGUGCAAGUGUAGAAGCUUGCACAUUAUAUACCUAA